AUGAUCUGUCGCUCCUGUCUGCGCUGGGCAUCGGCCCUCCGCCCUACUAUUCCUCUAUCCCGCAGUUUUGCUACUACAUCUGCGUUUCUCGAACCAGCAACAUCCACGCCUGGAUCACCACGAACCGCCGGUCCACCAACCGCAACAUCCACAGGGCUCGCGCAACCCUUCAGCACACCUCUCUCCCCCACUCCGAAUAGCGUUUCACUUGGUACCUUGUUACGUCCCAAGCCCACUACCACUCCUGCUGUUAUCUCAAGCUGCGUCCCGGGAACUCCUUUGAAAGGCAUCAAUUACCUAAAAGGGAGGGAUGACCCCCUUGCUAAGCCCGAUGAAGAGUAUCCAGAGUGGUUAUGGCGGUGUUUAGACGCGAAGAAGCCAACUGGAGAGGAAGAGGAGGAUGCUAAUGCUGGAGAUAUGUUCUCCAAAUCCAAAAAGCUCCGACGGAAAGCUGCGAAGCGCCAACGUAAACUGGAGGCUGAGCUUCUGGCAUCCGGCAAUCUUGAUGCGCUGGCCCCCAAAAUCCCAAUUACCCAGCAGUCGAUCGAUUUACCUGCAAAUGAGGAGGGUACGACGGAGGGUGCGAUGGAGGCCGUGAACACCCGGGAGGAUAUCAGGAAAGCUAUGAGAAGAGAGAGGCGGAAGGCGAUCAAAGAGAAGAAUUACUUGAAGACUAUGUAA
Venustampulla echinocandica is the source of this 681-nucleotide messenger RNA. RefSeq lists its product as uncharacterized. Gene Ontology annotation, molecular function: structural constituent of ribosome. Gene Ontology annotation, cellular component: mitochondrial large ribosomal subunit. The transcript has 2 exons. Lineage: Eukaryota; Fungi; Ascomycota; Leotiomycetes; Helotiales; Pleuroascaceae. The coding region runs from base 1 to 681 and encodes 226 amino acids. The record is from RefSeq and is a predicted model, not a curated record.